Messenger RNA from Prorocentrum cordatum, 485 nucleotides. The record is from the annotation of a GenBank genome assembly. NCBI's taxonomy places the organism in Eukaryota, Dinophyceae, Prorocentrales, Prorocentraceae.
AGCGGCUCCCCGCCGCUCCGUCGCCGCUCGGCCAGCCGUGUGGGCCAGCCAUGGCGAGCGAGGACGCGCCAACCUGGGGAGACGAUAUAUGGCCGGAUGACGAGAAGGUGCGGACCGUUGCCGGAAAGGCGUACGAGCCCUGGAAGUCCUGGGAUGAGUGCUGCGGGCAGUGGAAGUUCCCUCAGGGGCUGAUGCAGUUCCUGGCCAACGCAGGCUUCAAGUACCCGACGCCCAUCCAGGCGUACACCUGGCCGGUCCUGGUGGAUGGCAGGGACGUCAUCGGCGUGGCCAAGACCGGCAGCGGGAAGACGCUGGGCUACCUGCUGCCAGGGUACAUCAAGGUGAAGAGGGCCGAGAUGGACCAAGCCAUGACGUGCGACCACAGCAGCGGUCCUGCCAUGCUUAUUCUUGCGCCCACGCGAGAGCUGUGCCAGCAGAUUUACGAGGAGAGCGACCGCUUCGGCAAGCCGGCACAAAUCGUGACG